This is a messenger RNA of Exophiala oligosperma, 1346 nucleotides long. RefSeq lists its product as uncharacterized. The record is from RefSeq and is a predicted model, not a curated record. Gene Ontology annotation, biological process: regulation of Ras protein signal transduction; regulation of proteolysis. Lineage: Eukaryota; Fungi; Ascomycota; Eurotiomycetes; Chaetothyriales; Herpotrichiellaceae. The transcript is spliced from 2 exons. The coding region runs from base 290 to 1183 and encodes 297 amino acids. Gene Ontology annotation, molecular function: phospholipid binding; peptidase inhibitor activity.
GGUCCGAUGAACCAAGCUGCGAAGUCUGGGCAAUGCAAGGGUCAGACGGACUUCCGACACUCUGUGAAACUUCGUUCGCCUUCAAUCCCAAACACUGGCAAUGACGUCUACGAACGCGAGUCUCAUGCGGCGCAGUUUGCAAUGACCGUGUAACAGCCAUGUAGGUACCUCUUUUCAACCAUCCACCCUCCAUGUCUACACAUCUAUUCUCGACAGGAGUAUCCAGAUAUCUCUAUGCCUCUCGGUAAGCUCCUAGAGAUAUUCUUCUACCUUCUCAUCACAGGAAACCAUGUAUUACCGUCUUCUAUCCUGCCUCCUCUUGAGCGCUGCUCCCGCUCUGGCCAUUCCACCGCCUGACUUUGGCUUCCCCGAAGCACCAAACCAUACCGAGCUUUCCAUUACCUAUCAAGAUGGAGGGAAAUCAGUCGUGGUUACAGAAGCGGAGCUCUUUGGUGUAGGCAUCGCUGCCAACGAGCCCACCGUUGCCCUCGAGACUGCCAAAUACGAGUCGCUUGCAGGCUACAAUGGCUCCUACGUCCUCUUCAUGGUCGAUCCAGAUGCGAGAUACCCCUCGAACCCCAACCUCCGGUUCCUCCUGCACUGGUUACAGACUGAUAUGACGGCUGCGCCCAUGUCAUCCGAGGGCACAAGCCGUCUCAUGAAUACCACGACCCCACGAGUUCCUUACAUCGGGCCUGCUCCUCCUACUAAUUCCUCCGCCCAUCGUUACCUCAUCUACGCUUUCUUCCAACACGAAAACUUCUCCUUCCCAUCUAGCUUUGAGGGAAUCGGUGCUACGAACCGAACGAACUUCAAUGUCACAAGAUUUCUGGAAGAAACAAACUUGGGUCAGAGUCCGGCAGCGGCUAUGUACUACUAUGCCAGCAAUGAAACCCAGGUACCGCAAGACUUCACUGCCGCAGGAGGUGGGACAUACCCCGGUGGGAAUGGAGAUAUGAUUACUUCUGGCCCUGGUCCCAGUAUAAUGCCUUCCUCGACCGCUGCGAGUGUUCCGGCUUCUCGGACCGAGUCAAAUGAGGCUUCAACGACAUUAAGCGGCACCGCCAGCUCAACCGCAGCAGGUUCGGCGGCGUCUGCAACAAACACAGGUGCAGCUGGGAAAAUGGGUAUUGAGUCGGGGGCGUUGUUCGGUGGAAUGAUGGCUUUUCUGAAUUUGAUGUGAUUCGAAGAAAGAUUUUGAGCUGAUGGUGGUCAGUCUCAGAGCACGCAUAUAUUUAUAUUGUUAUAGGUCAAGGUGGAAUUAUUGGUGGACUGUAGGAUUGUCCCACCAUCUGUACGGAGUCGGCACGAGAUAUUUACGAAUGAUCCCAGAAGCUGUGUACCCC